Xyrauchen texanus (razorback sucker) is the source of this 1450-nucleotide messenger RNA. RefSeq names its product protein S100-A1-like. Lineage: Eukaryota; Metazoa; Chordata; Actinopteri; Cypriniformes; Catostomidae. Gene Ontology annotation, molecular function: calcium ion binding. Gene Ontology annotation, cellular component: cytoplasm. The transcript is spliced from 4 exons. Bases 898 to 1206 code for a protein of 102 amino acids. The record is from RefSeq and is a predicted model, not a curated record.
GUUGAAGCACAUCUGUGCUCAGGAAACAGUGUCCUCCUGCAGCUGAGACAAACAGCAUGCAAAGAUUAUCAAACAUGAAUUAUGAUAAGAGUCUAAUUGAGGGUUUAAAUUCAAUUUAGGCUUAACUGAAAGUCACAAUGAGCCCUUUUCAACAGAUGGUACAGGGAGGGUUCCUGAGCCGUUUCCACCACAGAAAAGGCCAGUUUGCUGCGGAAAAACUUGCUGGUCUCCACGCAAGAGCGGAUUACUUCAAGGGGCAGAGGGCGGGAUAAUGUUUCAUCACCUGGUAAAUUUUUCCAAACAACAACAGUUUGGAUGGCUACCAUCUCAAGCAACAUGUACUUUUUCUCUUUAACAACAAUAAAAAAACACACACAUAUGGAAACGAGCACUCAACUAGCGAUAUGAUCUUCUACAGAGAUUCAAGAUAAACUAGAGAGAUCACAAAGUAAACAAAGAGUCUACGAGGAGAUACGGCAAGAAAUGAUGCACACCAGCUUCAAUCAGACGAUUGGCCAAAUCAUUAACAGAUUGAAAAAUACUUAAAAGAGAGUAACAGAGACCAUUUGUGAAACAAAAGUGACAGUGCUGGGAGCAACGAAGUCUUGGAUACCUACAUUAGGGUGCUAACUAUUCAGCAUUGAUUUCAAUCAGUCACGCUCAAAACAUACACCAAAUUGCCAGUGUCCUCUGUGGCUGGUCUCCGUGGGGAUCAUAUACUGUAAGAUCACAGGGUUACUGUGGUGCAACACCUAAGCUACCAUACAUCGUCAUGACAACAGAGGAGGGUCGUUUUAAUGCACUCAUAAACAACUUCACUCACGCUUCAAAACACUUUGUUAACGAACACACCCAAAGUUCCCUUCUCAGUUCUGAACAAGGUGAUCUGCAGCAGCCAUGCCCAGUAAACUGGAAGGAGCCAUGGACGCACUCAUCACAGUCUUCCACAACUACUCGGGGACCGAAGGAGACAAAUACAAACUCAAUAAAGGAGAGCUGAAAGAACUUCUAAACAGCGAACUCACCGAUUUUCUCAUGUCUCAGAAGGACCCCAUGCUGGUGGAAAAGAUCAUGAAUGAUCUGGACUCCAACAAGGAUAACGAGGUCGACUUUAACGAGUUUGUCGUGUUGGUGGCGGCGCUGACGGUGGCGUGCAAUGACUUCUUCCAGGAACAACAAAAGAAGAAAGGCAAAGAUGGCAAAUGAAACAGAUCUAUGAAAUGCUCCAGUACCUACAUGUAUAAUGCUAUAUGAUGCAAUCAAACAUUUGUUAUAAACUAGUAAAGUCCUCAUGUCCUUAUGUUAGUAGAUUAUUCUGACUAAUUCAUUAUGUAAUAAUGUAAUUUGUCAUGCACAUUGAUUUAUUUUAUUUUCUGUUCUAAAGCAAACUGAUCUUUAAAAAUACAUUUUUUUCUAAUUACUGAAAAUUGUUUUCUUAUCAUGAAUUAAA